CCGUGGUAGUCUGUCUGUCUUGAUAUCUCAGUUUGACUGCAUGUAACUGUUUUGGCAUUGCCAAUUUUCGUUUUUCUACUUGGAUAUAAAUGACUGAUAGCCAAAUGGUUUCCUCAGAUUUUACAGCAGAUGAGAAGAUGGAGAUUGAGAGCAUUAAGACGUAUAAGAAGGACCUUUUGGAUGAUAUCCAGAAGUUGAAGAUGCAGAUAGACAACGUCAUGGCGGAUAUCCUCAGCUUUGAGUCAGCAGAGGAAAACAAAACCAUAGAGAAGAGCAAACAGUUCUCAAAUGGGAAGAAGAAAUUCAACAUGGACCCCAAAAAGGGUAUCAGUUACCUGGUGGAGAAUAAACUGCUAAAUGGAUGUGCACAGUCCAUCGCUGAGUUCCUGUACAAGGAGGAGGGACUCAACAAGACGGCCAUUGGAGAAUUUCUUGGAGAGAGGGAGGAGCUUCACCUCCAGACCCUGAAGGCCUUUGUGGAGCUGCACGAGUUCUCCGACCUCAACCUGGUCCAGGCCCUCAGACAGUUCCUGUGGAGUUUCCGUCUGCCUGGUGAAGCCCAGAAGAUCGACCGCAUGAUGGAGGCCUUCGCCACGCGCUACUGUGACUGCAACACUCAUGUCUUCCAAUCCACCGACACAUGCUACAUCCUGUCAUUUGCCAUCAUCAUGCUCAACACCAGCCUCCACAACCCCAAUGUGAAAGACAAGACCACUCUGGAGCGUUUCAUCUCCAUGAACAGAGGCAUCAACAACGGAGAGGAUCUACCCAAUGACCUGCUCUCGAAACUGUACGAGAGCAUUCGCAACGAGCCUUUCAAAAUCCCAGAGGAUGAUGGGAAUGAUCUGACUCACACCUUCUUCAACCCUGACAGAGAAGGCUGGCUCCUCAAACUUGGAGGGCGGGUUAAGACAUGGAAGAGGCGAUGGUUCAUCCUGACUGACAACUGUCUCUACUACUUUGAGUUCACCACUGACAAAGAGCCCAGAGGCAUCAUCCCUCUAGAGAACCUCUGUGUGAGAGAAGUGCCAUAUCCCCGCAAACCGUACUGUCUGGAGCUGUACAACCCCAACAGUCGAGGACAGAAGAUCAAAGCAUGUAAAACAGAGACGGACGGCAGAGUGGUGGAGGGGAAGCACCAGUCCUACACCAUCUGUGCUGCCAGCGCAGAGGAGAGAGACUCCUGGAUCGAGGCCAUCAGAGCGAGUAUCACCAAGGAUCCAUUCUACGACUUGGUUUCAGUCCGUAAGAAGAAGGUGAUAAACCAAGCUCCUCAAGACUGAACUGUCCAGCGCCCCCUAUGGACGUUUACAGUACUGCACCACAGUGGGAUUCAGCCCCACUUUAAGUUGUAUUUAACACCCCGCAACACAACUGAGCAGGGACACUGGAGACUAGACACUGACUCUGGUCUGUGAUCUUUGACUAAAAGAUGGACUUCUCUUUCCACUUCUCUUUUUUACAGACUGAACAAAACAGUGUCAAAGGUGAACAUGUUGACUCAUAUUUGUUGCUCUCACUGUCAGCACAACAAGCUACGUAGAACUUGUCAAUGUGUCUGUCCAAGAAGUUGAUUUUUUAGUUGAUAUCUGUGCUCCACAAGAUUACGUUUCUAGGACCAAGAGGACAAAUUAAGCAUGUGAUGUCAGAUCAACUGUAUGCAUGAUAUAAAAAGGGAAGACGUUUCUCAGCUUCCUAACAGUUCUCAAAAGGCUCAGAAAGUAAAGUAACAGUAAACUACUUUAUUGUUCAGUAGAUCACCAAAGCUCUAGAUCAUACGCUACUGUUCUGGUUAGGUGUCAUUUAAGGACGGUUGCUUAUGCUUCAUUUUGUAAAUACAGAUAUAUUUUCAAACAUUUAAGGAAAUUCUUUUUUUUUAAUGACAAUUUCUAGUACUUUAUAGAGUGGGAUGGUAUUUGCCUUAAAAUGCAGAGAACUUGUUCCAAUCAGUCCAACCGUGCAUUUUCUUCUAUUUUACGUACUGUACCUUCUUAGCACAGUGCAAUAAGUGCAGCCUGCAUUCUGUCUUUAUUUGAUUUAAUUGCAAUGUGUACACUGUAAUAUUUGAAAGAAAUCUGUUAGCUGUACCUAAUAUUUUGCAUCAUUGUAAUUAUUGCAUGUUAUGUUCUCAUGAAUUAUUUAAUAAAAAGUAUUCCAUUGCCUGUUGACAUGUAA
Molecule: messenger RNA, 2175 nt
Organism: Epinephelus lanceolatus (giant grouper)
Lineage: Eukaryota; Metazoa; Chordata; Actinopteri; Perciformes; Serranidae
Gene: cyth4b
Product: cytohesin 4b
Biological process (GO): regulation of ARF protein signal transduction
Molecular function (GO): guanyl-nucleotide exchange factor activity
Source: RefSeq, a predicted model, not a curated record